AUGAGCGGUGAUCAUGGAGCCACUCCAAAUGCAGAGGAUUCAACUCCUGUUCGUCAGAAAAUCCCCAAAUUGACCACUGAUCAAAAUUUGGUUAUAAUUAGUGGGUGGAUUAAAUAUGGAAUAGACAGUGUUGUUGGGAGAAACCAAAAAAGUGAUUCAUAUUGGGGUAAAAUUGCUUAUUAUUGUAAUGAGCAUUGCUCAUUUGAUCCUCCCCGUGAUGGAGCUGCAUGUAGAAAUUAUUACAACUACAUGAACAAAAUACUUAAUAAAUGGACAAGCGCUUAUGAUAACGCUAAGUGUAGUGGAUCUAAGAGAGCCCAUGAGAGUGAUCCAAGUGAUUCCAACUCUAUGGAAUCUAGUGCUCGCCCAAUGGGGAGGGAUGUAGCAAAAAAAGGGGCUAAGAAGAUGAAUAUGUUUAUGAAGCUAAGUUCAAAGGAGCAUCUUGAUGACCGGAGCAAAGAGUUAUUGGAAAAGUUGGGUCGCAAUCUGUUUGGAAAUUAA
This is a messenger RNA of Vicia faba (fava bean), 501 nucleotides long. Lineage: Eukaryota; Viridiplantae; Streptophyta; Magnoliopsida; Fabales; Fabaceae. The record is from the annotation of a GenBank genome assembly.